AAACCACCAUCUUUAAAGGGGGAGAGAGGAGAUAUCGGUUAUGUCUCGCAGCCGCUGCACGUGGAUGCGCCUAAUGAAGCAUAGGCACUCGAUGCUACCGUGAAUACACUUGCGUCUUUGGCGGCAGUUCAUCCACCAUCUGAACUCCCGCUCUCAAGGCGGCACGUUAGCAGCAUCACCACAACCACUCCGAGCAUGCCACGGUGAUCCAGUGAUCUACUUGCAAGAGGCAAGGAGUGUAAGCGCCCACAGAAGCGGCAGGAUUGGCCAGCAUGGACCCAGGAAGCAUUAAUGGGGACGAGUGGCUUACGCAGCUGGUAAGGCGCGUCAAGCUUGACGAGUUGCAACUGAUUGGACCCAAGGUUGCUACUCAAACGAAUGGUGGGCUCUCCAGCUGGGCCACCGCACCGCUCUCGUGGGUCGGUAUUGCGUCCGUUGGCAGCUCCAGGCAAACAACUGCAGCGCCUGCCAACGGCAAAUCAGCUGGUCCUCUGAUCAAGACGAGCCCAUUAGUCAUCAAUCCCCAUCACCUCUUUUACCUGCUGAUCCGAUUUGAAGCACUCGGUCUUCCAGCUGGAUCUCUCGAUACGUGUCUCAGCAACCUGCCCGCGCCGCGGCCAGUCUCUUAUUAUGUAUUGCCUGAUGUUCAAGUGAGGCGCGAAGGCCCAUCCGGCCUUGGUCAUGGUAGGCGCUCGGACAAGAGCGACACGAUGAGCUUCACUUCCCUUCGCUCUGCGUUCGGCAGUUCGAGUGUCUCAGCAGCGAGCUGGUGGACCGCGCCCAGGCAUCCGCAGCAAGAUAUAACGCGCGAUCUAAAGCUACUCUUCUCGCUCUUGACAAAGCUUCCUGCGCUCAGGAUCGCUCCCACUCCCGGCACGAAGUUGAUCAAGGAUUUCGAAAAUGAUUGCCCCGGGAGGAACGGGAUUCCCAUGGAUGUGUUUAAGUCAUUGAGCACGUUGCAGAUGGAUGGCACAGAUCCGCGGGGCCUUUUAGGCUGGGACAGACUUUGCAUUCAGCUGGUCGCGCUAAGCAUACACCACAGCGGGCUGGAAGACCUUAGCGACUUGCUCAUCGAUGCUGUCGUGCACGACUGCAAAAGACGCAAGGGCGAGAAUGUCGAUGAUGGGCGGAGAAAGGUGAUUUAUUCGCCGAAUGGCAGCGCUGGCAACGAUGAUUCCUCUUCGCCGCUCAAACACGAAGCUGCUCAUGCGACCGAUGCCGCGUCGAAUGCACCGCCAAGUCAAACGCCCUCUCUGGCAUGGUACUUCUUGCGACAUUUGUCACUCGCCAACAACUCCCUCACUUUUAUACCCGAGGAACCUUUGUCGCAGCUCUGCAACCUAUCCUCUCUCGACUUGUCUUCAAAUUUGCUCAACUCGGUUCCACCCUCGCUCCACUUGCUGCCUCGCCUUGUCUCCCUCAACGUCUCCGACAACCUGAUUGACUCGGUCCUGGGCAUCUCUUCUACCAUUCCGACCAUCCGCACGCUAAUCAUUUCGAAGAACCGCCUUGAAUCGCUCUGCGGUCUCGAGCGCCUGAAAAACCUGACACGCAUCGACCUGCGUCACAACUACAUUUUUGAUGUUGGCGAAGUGGGUAGGCUUGCGCAGAUAACGCCCAUCGAGGAAGUCUACGUAGAAGGCAAUCCCAUCGUCGAAGAGCUGCCGGACUGGCGCAUCGACCUUUUCCUUCAAUUCGCAAGAGAAGGCCAGCGAAUCAAAAUCAACGGAAGCGAACCGGGGUACUUCGAAAAGCAACGCAUCACCGAGCGCUUGCCGGACGUUGGCAGACUGCGCUUUACCGACUCUCCAGAGAGUAUGCGAAAGGCACCACGGCACAAUGCGUCGCACAUGCCACUGUCAGCGGACGAUGAGAGUCGCGAAGGCCUCAUCAAGGUCGCCCUUGUGAAAUCGGUGCAUCGCUCAAGAAUUGCAUCGAGGCGCCGAGCAGAGUCGACAACCGCGAGGGAUUCGUCCAAAGAACGCCCACGUUGCACUAGCCAUGCCGCGGACGACGAGUUCAAGGGGGAUCGCAGAAGGAACGGGAGCGAUACCAGCUCCACGCGGAGUGUCGCUGUCAAGAUGCUUGCAGACAGAAAGCGCAACAAGCGCAUCGUCGAGCUCGACUCUCCAAACUCUGAUUGGAAGCAGAAUCCAAAAACGCGGUUAGCGGCGACAAGGGCAGAGAAUGGGCCUUCUCAUAUGAUUACAGAGUCCACUAGUGCUGCAGAGUCACAUUCGAUGCAACCGAAGGCCGAGGGAUCGGAUUACGCGGCAAUGUCCGAUUCGGAGGCAAUCAAAGCUGCGGUCCAUGCCGGACAGAAGUCGCUGGCCGCCAGUCCGCUCAUCAUGGCUGUUGAUGGCAAGCCGACCGAGCGAGGAAGACCCACAGGAAUGCCGAAGCUUGCCACCAAAGAUGCUCUCAGCAAGAAGGCAGAUGCUCAGGCUGGCGUGUCCUCAAGCGCAGUCACAACGCAAGUCGAUACGCCUGGUUACAAUCUCGAAAACGGACCUUUAGGCUCAGACGUUGAUCUCGCAAAGGCCGUGCUCCAGAACUUGUCAUCGGUUCCUUCAACUGCCAGCGUCGGUAUCGCCGACAGCAGCGGGACGACACCCAGCAGCCCUCUCAGGCCUCCGCGCACACUCUCGCGCACUGUCACCACAGACGACGACGUGAUCUACCAUGUAGAUCAGCUGCGAAGUCCGAAGGGCCAGGCCAGUCGGAGAAAUAGCGGCGCAAGUGGUGUGCUAUCUGCCCAGAGAGCCGUGGUAGCUACCGCCUCGAUGCAUGAAGCGCCUUCGCUUCAGCAUCGCAACGCUGACUUCUAUCGCAGAUCGUCCAUGGAACAUCCAGAAGAUCUGGAUCCAUCGCACGAAGCCCUUGCGUUCCGAAAGGGGAUUGAAGCCCUCAAGGGAGAGAUGGGUGACGAUUGGCUCACAAUGUUGGCAAAAGGGGUCUACAACCCGAAUGGGAUACCGACGCUGGGCCGGACUAGCGGCAAAGCUGCUGCCGCGGAAUACAAAACGAAGAGAUGAUCACCGCAGAAUGAGAUGUUUGUUGUACAGCACUGUAGCCUAGCCACACCAUUUGCUUCCAGAAGAGGAAGGAAUCUACCGCUUCUUGGUAGAUCCAAAACCCCC
This is a messenger RNA of Tilletiaria anomala UBC 951, 3140 nucleotides long. Its product is annotated as L domain-like protein. The transcript has a single exon. Gene Ontology annotation, cellular component: cytoplasm. Lineage: Eukaryota; Fungi; Basidiomycota; Exobasidiomycetes; Georgefischeriales; Tilletiariaceae. Gene Ontology annotation, molecular function: protein kinase binding. The coding region runs from base 273 to 3035 and encodes 920 amino acids. The record is from RefSeq and is a predicted model, not a curated record.